AUGAUAGACUUUAAUGCAUCGCUUGUCAACCACCAUAGUUUCAUCCUGACAGGUAUACCAGGGAUGCCAGGUAAAAAUCCAUGGAUGGCCUUUCCCCUGGGAUUUCUCUACACACUAACUCUCCUGGGAAAUGGAACCAUCCUAGCUGUCAUCAAGGUAGAUCAGAGUCUCCAUGAGCCUAUGUACUACUUCCUUUCCAUCUUGGCUCUAACUGAUGUUAGUCUCUCCAUGUCCACCUUGCCUUCCAUGCUCAGCAUCUUCUGGUUUGAUGCCCCUGAGAUUUCCUUUGAUGCAUGCAUCACACAGAUGUUCUUCAUCCAUGGAUUUGGAGUGAUAGAAUCAGGAGUUUUGGUGUCCAUGGCCUUUGACAGAUUUGUGGCCAUCCGUGACCCAUUACACUAUACUUCCAUUCUCACGCAUGGUAUCAUUGGCAAAAUUGGAAUAGCUGUCCUCACCCGGGCAGUCUGUGUGGUCUUCCCUGUGCCCUUCCUUAUAAAGCGACUACCCUUUUGCAGUUCCAAUGUCUUAUCUCAUUCAUACUGUCUCCACCAAGAUGCAAUGCGGCUAGCCUGUGCCAGCACCCGCAUCAACAGCCUGUAUGGUCUCAUCAUAGUCAUCUUCACAUUGGGGCUGGAUGCUCUCAUCAUCCUCUUAUCCUACAUGCUCAUCCUGAAGACUGUGCUGGGCAUUGCCUCCCGAGCUGAAAGACUCAAAGCCCUCAAUACCUGCCUCUCUCACAUCUGUGCUGUGCUCCUCUUCUAUGUUCCCCUCAUUGGCGUCACCAUGAUCCACAGAUUUGGGAAGCAUUUAUCACCAGUAGUGCACAUGCUCAUGGCCAAUAUCUAUCUGUUACUCCCUCCUGUACUAAACCCCAUUGUAUAUAGUGUGAAGACCAAGCAGAUACGAAGGCGAAUCAUCUACAUGUUCCAGAGGAGAAAGAGCAGGGCCUAG
This is a messenger RNA of Pteronotus mesoamericanus, 951 nucleotides long. Its product is annotated as olfactory receptor 51H1-like. Gene Ontology annotation, biological process: G protein-coupled receptor signaling pathway. The transcript has a single exon. Gene Ontology annotation, molecular function: olfactory receptor activity; G protein-coupled receptor activity. NCBI's taxonomy places the organism in Eukaryota, Metazoa, Chordata, Mammalia, Chiroptera, Mormoopidae. The record is from RefSeq and is a predicted model, not a curated record. The coding region runs from base 1 to 951 and encodes 316 amino acids. Gene Ontology annotation, cellular component: plasma membrane.